GCAGAGCCUGACCCUGUGUCCCCGCAGCUGGCCGACAGCGAGUUCUCCCCCGUUUUCCGCCUCCUGACCAUCUUCGCCUACGGCACCUACGCGGACUACCUGGCUGAAGCAGCAAACCUCCCUCCCUUGACAGAGGCUCAGAAGAACAAACUGAGGCACCUGUCGGUCGUCACUCUGGCUGCCAAGAUCAAGUGCAUCCCCUACUCAGUGCUGCUGGAGCAGCUGCAGCUGAAGAACGUGCGGCAGCUGGAGGACCUGGUGAUCGAGGCGGUGUACGCGGACGUGCUGCGCGGGAGCUUGGACCAGCGGAACCAGCGCCUGGAGGUGGAUUACAGCAUUGGGAGGGACAUCCGGAGGGAGGAGCUAAGCACCAUCACCCGCACAUUGCAGGAGUGGUGCCAGGGCUGUGAGGUUGUCUUGUCGGGCAUUGAAGAACAGGUCAGCCGGGCCAACCAGCACAAAGAGCAACAGCUGGCACUUAAGCAGCAGAUAGAGAGUGAGGUGGCAAACCUGAAAAAGACCAUUAAGGUGACGACAGCAGCCGCGGCAGCCGCCACGUCCCAAGACCCGGAACAGCACCUAACAGAGCUCAGGGAGCCAGCUCCUGGCACCAACCAGCGCCAGACGAGCAAGAAAACUUCCAAAGCCAAAGGGCUCCGGGGCAGUGCAAAGAUUUGGUCUAAAUCAUAGUUGGAUCUCCCUUCACAACUGGGAGGGCGAGAGGAAGAGAUUUGAGGGAUGGAGGGGUAGCAAGGGCCCGAAGUGUGAUGCUUUCGAGCUCUUCUCUGAGAUCUAUCUUGCCAACUAAUUGUCCUGCAUGUUUGUUCUCUUUCUUAUCUUCUUUACUGACUUCCCAGGCGGUGUCCCUCCUUUUCAUCACAGCAUUUCACACUCUAAGCUUCCAGUUGUGUGUGUUGCUGUUUCCCCAACCACUCAAGCCCCCAUCGCCAUGGCCGUGUGUUUCUUUCUCUCUCCCUGUCUUUUGACAGGUCAAUUUUAAGAGCCAUAAA
Merops nubicus (carmine bee-eater) is the source of this 1010-nucleotide messenger RNA. RefSeq names its product COP9 signalosome subunit 7A (gene COPS7A). The transcript is spliced from 6 exons. The annotation marks the transcript as partial. Gene Ontology annotation, cellular component: COP9 signalosome. Lineage: Eukaryota; Metazoa; Chordata; Aves; Coraciiformes; Meropidae. Gene Ontology annotation, biological process: COP9 signalosome assembly. The record is from RefSeq and is a predicted model, not a curated record.